AUGUAAUAUUAGCUUUAAAUCAUUGAUAUAUAGUCUUAUGAGAAUAAAUACUAUUACAAUGUUAGAAUUACAAACAAUUAUUAUACUUGUUAUCGUGAUGUGAGGGUACGCUUUUAAGAACUUUAUUAAUUUUCUCGAAAUCUCAUAAAUGAUAAUUAUUAAGUGCAAGUAUGAGAUUAAGAAAUAUAAAAGCAUUAGUUACCUUAAUUUCCUGAGAAGUCAAUUUUCAGCUCUUGGUUUUAAAGUAAUGAGAGCAGGGAAGACUUAUAAGAGCAUUUAAAAACUAUUUAAACUUAUUUAUCUUAAAUUCAUAAGUAAAAAUAAUUUAUAUAAAAGAAUUAUAAUCUACAAAUAUGAUGCUAUAAAUUAAUUUGUUUGUAAUACAUUUGAGCCUGAAAGACUGAAGUAAUUAACUUUUGGGAAGUUAACAAAAGAAGAGCUUUAUAACAAUUACAUAAAAUCAGCUUUAAUAAAAAAGAGUUUGUUUAAUAAAGUUUUUAGAGUUAGUGCUCAUAAAAUAGCCUUUACAGUUCAUCAAUAUUUAAUACCAUAAAGUGAUUUCGCUAAAUUUGAGUAUGAGCAUUUUAAGAGAUCAUAAUUGUUAAUUACAGAUUUUACUUAUAUUGUCAAAUGUUUUCAGAUAGGUCAUAUUUUAAAAAAUAAACCUUUCUUUAAUAAGAAAAUAAAAAAGACUAUAUAUAAUAAAUUGAAUUAAACAGAUGAUUUAUAGUAUGAUACAAUUUAUACAGUUGAAGAAUGGGUGGAAUAACCUAUGAAAGAGAUUAUUUAAUUAAGAGCUUAAACGCAUAACCUUUUUUAAUUAGAAGUUAUUGUAGAAGCAAUUAUUGCUUUAGUGACAGUUGCAUAAUAUUUAUAAUUUUUAUAGAUAUUUUAGAAAUAGUUCUCUGUAAGUUAUUUGUUUUAUGAUAAAAAAAAAGGAUUUAAAAUUGGUGGGUUAUCUCCUGUUCUUGCUUUCAAAAAAAAAUAUUUUGUUUAAUAUGAUAAAAAUUUUAAUGAUUAUAAAGCUCUAUAAGCACCAGAAAGCAUAAGAAAAAUAAAUUAAUAUGGUUUUAUUAACAAUUUAAAUCUUGCAAUUAGAACAGAUAUUUGGUAAAUUGGAAUAAUUAUUUUAUCAAUGGCUUCAUUAACAUUACCUGCUGAUAUGAUAUCAGAAAGGGCUAUUGAAGAUAAAUUAUAAUUUGUAUCAUUUUAAUAUGGGUAUAUAAUUUUUAAAAUUAGGGAAAUGUUAGGAACUUUAAUUAGAAAUAUGUUAUCACGUAAUCCAAUAGAAGGAUGUUCUCUAAUAGAAGUUGCAAAUGCUGCUCAAAAUCUUUUACCCAUGCAAUUAGAAUUUCUUAAAUUUGAAGAAAAAAUUGAAAGAAUUUAAGUUUAAAUGUUAAUUUAAAUAGAUUACUUCACUUUCAUAAUAAUAACUUGAAGAAUUAGACAAAUCUU
Messenger RNA from Paramecium sonneborni, 1455 nucleotides. The record is from the annotation of a GenBank genome assembly. Lineage: Eukaryota; Ciliophora; Oligohymenophorea; Peniculida; Parameciidae.